Molecule: messenger RNA, 1210 nt
Organism: Theobroma cacao (cacao)
Lineage: Eukaryota; Viridiplantae; Streptophyta; Magnoliopsida; Malvales; Malvaceae
Source: RefSeq, a predicted model, not a curated record
ACUAAACUUAGAUGGGUCGCUGAAUAAGUAUAAAGCCCGCUUGGUUGUGAAAGGAUAUUCUCAAAUGGCUGGCAUCGAUUAUUAGGAAACUUUUGCUCCUGUUGCAAGAAUGGAUACCAUUCGGCUGAUCACUACCAUUGCUGCAACUUGUAAGUGGAAGCUUUACCACCUUGAUGUAAAGUCAGCUUUUUUAAAUGGAAAGCUUAAUGAAGAAAUCUACAUUGAGCAACCUCUUGGUUUUGAGAUUGAAUCUGAUAAAGGCAAGGUGUACCGACUCCACAAGGCUUUGUACGGGUUGAAGCAAGCUCCACGAGCUUGGUACAGUAAAAUUGACCCAUUUCUGAUGAAUCACGAUUUCCAAAGAAGUCCAAAUGAAGUCACCUUAUAUGUUUUAAAGAAGACAGAUCAACCUCCUCUAAUCCUGUCUUUGUACGUUGAUGAUUUAUUAAUUACUGGAGGUAAUUCAACUCAGAUUAACAGACUCAAGCUGUUGUUGGAGAAAGAAUUCAGCAUGUCUGAUCUUGAGUUAAUGUCAUACUUUCUGGGCAUUGAAGUCAAGCAGGAAGAUGAUGGCAUUCUGUUAUGUCAACAGAAAUAUGUCAAAGAAGUACUCAAACGAUUCAAAAUGACCCAUUGCAAAGCUGUAUCCACUCCCAUGGCCAUGAAUGAAAAAUUAUCUCUUCAUGAUGGUGUUAGAUUGGAGAAUCCUUCUGAAUAUAGGAGUCUCAUUGGAUGUUUGUUAUACAUCUAUGUCACAAGACCCGAGAUAAUGCAUACUGUGAGUUUUUUGUCAAGGUUCAUGCAGCAACCAUGCCAAUCACAUGCCAUUGCAGCCAAGAGAGUAUUGAGGUAUUUGAAUGGUACAAUCACCUUUGGACUCAAAUUCACCCGAUGUGGUGAAAUCAAAUUAAUGGGAUAUUCAGAUGCUGAGUGGGCCGGCUCUGUUGAUGAUGCAAAGAGUACUUCUGGCUAUGUAUUCUCAAUUGGAAAUGGAGUAUUUUCAUGGUGUUCUCAGAAACAAGAAACUGUGGCUCAGUCCUCAGCAGAGGCUGAGUAUGUCUCUGCAGCAACUGCAGCAAACCAAGCAAUCUGGUUAAGGAAAAUCCUCCAUGACUUGGGAUUCCCACAGGCAACUGCAUUAGAUUUAUUUGUUGAUAAUAAAUAUGCUAUAGUAAUGGCAAAAAAAUCCCGUGUUCCACGGACGUACUAA